CUGUAUUCAGUGCUCUGUUUGUGGUUUACGUUUAAAAUUUAUUUAAACGUUAUUAUAUAUUUUUUGUAUUUUGUAAUUCAUUGUGUUAUAUAGUGUCGUCGGCAUGUUAAAAAACUGUCCCAAUUCUAUUGAUGUACAGGAUUUACAAUUCAAAUUGCAAUGCCGUUUAAAAGUCUUUGAGAAUACAGAUUUGUCUACUUUUCCAAUCGAUUAUAGUCUAGUUGCCUGCGCUAGCAGAUAUGGACUGUUGUUUUUAGGAACAAAUUUAAAAUGCUUUCAAGCAAUACAAACUAAGGAUUUAUUGCAUUAUACUCCAAAACAUAAGGAUGUAUCUGAUUAUUCAAGAAGGAAUGUUAAAUUACCCUCAACUCCGAAGCAUCUUUGUGUAAAUUGCGACGGCACAUUACUGGCCGUGGUUGUAAACAAAGAUGAAUGCCCUGUGGUGUUGUUUUAUACUGUCACAUCAUUUUACACAAAGGAUGUUAAAUUAAUAAAAGAGAUCCGACUCUCUGCAACACCGAAUACUUUUAUAAAAGAAAUAAAUUGGAAUCCUUCCCUUCCCGGUAUAUUUACAGCAUGUAAAAGUGAUGGGAGCUUGGGAGUAUAUGAAUUCAAAGGUGAUGCGGUGAAUUUUAAUGAACUGCCACCCUUGUCUGGUAGUACUUCAUUCAGUUGGAGUCCCAAAGGAAAACAACUGAUUGUUGGGUCAAUAAAUGGCAAAAUUACUCAGUAUAAGCCAGAUUUGAAGCCGGUAAGGGUUAUCAAAGAACCUCAACUUCAGGGUCAGCAUUCUGUAAUUCGUUUACAAUGGGUUGCAAAUUAUCAAUUUAUUGGGGUCUAUCAGUCAACAGAAUCAUCCUUAAUUCUAGUUAUUGAUGCUCCUAAAGUGGGUGAACCCGUUUUUACCAAUUAUGAUGAUAUUUGCUACAGCAAUUCAUCCAGGCCGCCCCAGUUUUACUUCAUCUUCGAACAACAAUGGAAUCUUCUUAUGGUAGCUUCUGCAAACAGUACAGAGGUUGGUGUACUGGGAAACACAAAUGAAACCUGGACCCAGUGGAUAAUGCAAGAUUCAGCACGGGCAGAGCUGCCUCUAAGCUCUGAUCAUCAGGAAACUCUGCCAGUAGGAUUAGGAUUUGACAUUAGUUCCACUGUACCUAUACCAUGGGGCGAGGGAAGCAUACCCCCUUGCCCGUUGUUACUUCUUUUGUCACAUCAUGGGAUCUUGUGCUGUUUUCAUGUUGUUAACUUGAAACAAGAUACACCUUCACUCUGCACACCACCUGACAACAUCUCAGACACAUCCGGUCUGGUUUACUUUAUCAAACAACAAGAAAUUCAUGAAAAUAAAACCCACCUGGCGCACUCAAAGGAUAAUGAAAAUAUAAAGCCUCUACCUGCAUUAAGUCCAUUUCUUUCUUCCUCUGGUCAAGCUACUAUUACACCAGUUAAACCUCAACAAUCUGCUCAACUAUUUGGAGGUCAAGCCACGAUUACACCCCUUAAACCACAGCUGUCAAUUUCGGUAAAUAAGCCACUUGAAUCUGCAGCUGUUAUGCCUACUCCAACAAAUACAACUACAGAAAAAUAUUCCGCUAUAUUCUCAGCAUUGAAAACUACAGCUGCUGGACCUCCACAGCCGAAACCAACUGCUAUUUCCACAAAACCCGCAAUUGUUCAGCAAGAAGAGGUGAAACCCAGUUCUGUGGCUCCAACAUCCCUUAAAGGGGAAGAUCAACUCAUCGACCCCAAACUUAAAGCUGAAAACAAUGCUAUGCUGACCCAAAUGAUCAAAGAGGAAACUACUUACUUAGAGUCGGAAUUGAAAGCGAUUCUUCAUCAGUCUCGUUCUGUUAAAGUGACCGUCGGGGUAGAUGAGGAAAAAACCUACAUGGUUCAACAACUGAAUUCCCUCCAAGAGUUUCUUAAAGAACUCAACACUAUCUGUGUAGGUCAGAGCUCAGAGGUCCACUGUCUCAAGCAGAACCUUUUACAGGCGUGGGCUUGGUUUGAAGAGGCCAGGUCUCACUACAACACAGCCAAGAACGAAGCAGUAGCUUUAUUAAUGAAAAGCCGACCUUUGGACUCGCUUUCGCAAAAAAGAAAAAACGACAUUAAGCAGUUGAUUUAUUACAUUGAGUCACAACUCUCGCAAGCGAACAAGGCACUGGACGAACAGUGGAAUAAUUUUCAGGAUUACGCCAAGAAGACCCACAGGGUUCAGAUGCCUACAAUGGAGGCCAUAUUUCAAACAAUGGUCAGGCAAAAUGCGGUAUUGCAAAAGCAGGCGUACAUCUUAAAAGACAUUUCAAUGCGGUUGCGCAAGAAGACACCAGCAACGUCCCUCGCCCUUCUUUGUCUCGACGAAAAACAAGGGAGGGGACUCGACCAGUCCAUCAAGCUUCAACUAAAUCCUGAUGGUGCGAUUCAGUCCCAUUACGACAAUCUACUAAAACAAUUAAAAUAUCUGUCGGUUACCAAGACCGGUAAACUGCGAAACCUCCUGAAACGAAGGGACGUUUCUCAUGUGACUGUCGUCAAACCUCAGCUCUCCAGUUGGACGCCGAAUCAACCCGGCAAAGCCAAGAUGAUAAUAUCGCUUUUGGGCGCUCAAAUGUCGCCCGUACCGAAAAAUUCGGCCGUCAGGAACUUGGACUUCACCCAAUCGACACCCAUCAGGCAGACGACUGUUACGCAACCAAUCAGCGUUGCUAAUGAAAUUCCGCUCUCGAAGAGCAGCUCCAUAAUAGGCAACAAGCCAGGUAGCGCUUUCGUGCCGGCAACUCAGAUGAAAUCCAGCUCUGGUACGUCAACCACGCCGACCAAUUCGGCGACUCCAACUUUUGCAAAGACCGGCACUCAGGCAACUUCUGCAUCGACGGUGUUUUCAUUUGGCACCUCCACGACGAAACAGAAUAUAACUCCGUCAACAGGAUUUACUUUUAGCUCUACGUGGGCGCCAAAAUCUUUAAUAGUCGAGGAUCCCUUUAAGAACACUGCUCAGCCAAAAAGCACUACCGACGCCCCCACAUUUUCUCUAUACACAACAACCACGUCAUCAGUUUCACCGAUUACUCAGACUUCAUCUCUCUUUUCUAACAUGUUAUCUACCCCCAAGUCUACCUCAUCGAGUUUGCUAAACGUGUCGACUACGUUUUCCAAAGCAACUACCCUGUCUGGCUUCAACUUCAUAGUGCCUACUCUUCUUCAACCACCUUCCGAGGGAUUUACGCCGAUCGCCAACGCUCCAUCUUCGAUAUUUUCAAAAGUUGCAGCAAAAGAAGUGCCUGAAGUAUCAUCCACUUUCGUUCAGGCCUCUGCUGCCUUGAAAGAGACCGCGACGACAGCGUUAAAGUUCCCAACCGGUUCGUUGUUUGGCACUCCUGAAGUCGGCAAGACUGCUGACACUACACUGCCGAUAUCUACAGCGACCGAUUCAAACACUAGUUCCGCAAAUCCCAUAAGUGCUUUUGAAGGAGUUAAAAUUUGUAGUCCUGCUUCCAGGACUAGCGAAACCACCACCUUCGCAUCGUCUAUAUUUACGGCUUCGAAGCCUGUGGGGUCCAUAUUUUCCACUAACAGUUCGAAUGUAAACAUACCGUCGGCAAAUAUUUUAAGCACACUUACAACCUCGCCAUCCACCACAUUCGGUCCGUCCACAACUUCCGGUUCCAACUUGUUUAAAACACCCGCUACAACUGCGCCGAGCAUCUUUGCCGCGUCUUCAUCGACGACGGUUCCCAGCAUAUUCGGGACUGCGCCUUCCAGUAUCUAUGGCGGACCAUUUAAAUUUUCCCUUCCGUCUGCCCCUAGUGCCGCGACGACUACUACAGUUACUACAACGUCCAGUAUUUUUGGGGCAGUAGCGGCGAGUUCCGCGUCUUUGCCUUCUGUUACAUCUGGAUCUACUCCAAUAGCACUUGGAACUCCCACAACUUCAUCAAGUGGCAUCGAAACGCCCACAACAUCUGCUUCACUAUUUGGAUCCGCCCCCAGCACACCUGUCACUACAUCUGCGAUCGCUGCUUUUGGUGCAGCACCUUCUCUGUCAAAUAUUUCCGGAGUGGCUCCCAUUGGAUUUGGUAUAACAACGACGGCUACUACACCAUCGAGUGUAUCGGAAGUCACAACACCAUCUACAUCUACCACAUCUAGUAUCUUUGGAGCCGUUCCUUUGGUCGCACCGUCGUCAACACCAUCCAGUUUGUUUGGCACAGUGGUAUCUGUCCCACCUUCUUCGUCAACGGUACCACAAAGUGUAUUUGGAGUAACUACUGCGUCUGCUCCAACGUCUAAUGUAGGCGCAACAACUCCCAGCGGGAUCGGUGGCGAAACCGCAACUAGUAAUGUGUUUGGAAUGUCGCUUUCAGACACUGCAACAACAGCCUCAAGUAUCUUUGGAGGCAGUUCCCAAGAAUCAAAUAUAUUUGGUGGUUCGGCUACUAGUACACAGUCCAACUCUGUACUUGCUCCACCACAAUCUACUGGCAGUUUAUUUACUCAACCUAUUGGAGGUCAAAGCAUAUUUGGCUCUCCUCAAACCUCUUCCGGUGGUUUUAAUGCCUCCCAAUCCACACCUUCUAUAUUCGGAACCACCUCGACCACCUCUGUAUUUGGGUCACCUCAAACGAGCAGUACUACCACCGCAUUCGGAUCGACGGAGGGUAACACAUCAUCGAUAUUUGGCGCAUCCCAACUCACCAGUACCCCCUCGGUUUUUGGAGCAACGACGGCAGCAACAAACACGACGUCCAUAUUUGGACAAGCUCCAGCGUAUUCUACAGCUUCCGUAUUUGGCACUACAACUUCAAGUAGUUUUGGCAGCGGUACUCAAACAAGUACCUUUGGAUCUGGUUUCGGUUCUUUUGGUUCAUCAGCUCAGCCACAAAAUGCGUUUGGUUUCGGUAAUUUAAGUGUGGGCGGUGCAAGUCAAUCGUCGGGAAGCAUUUUUGGAGGUGGUAGUUCAUUCGCGCAGGCAGCAGCAUUGUCAAAUCAAAAUCCUUUCGCUAAAGCCGGAACCGCUUCAAAUGCAUUUACCAAUCCAAAUGCUUCCCCCAAUAUAUUUGGCACUCCCGCUGCCACUACAGGCUCAAUAUUUGGAUCUAACACGGGAGGCACUUUUGGAAGUGGCUUUGGCACGUCAAAUACUUUCGCUUCGUCAACGUUCGGUCAAAACACUACAUUUGGACAGAGCAGUUUUGGUAAUACACCCUUUGGUGCGACGCAAUCUGGUCCUUUUAGCACGCCCAAUGCGUCGCCCGUAGCUCAAAGCGGUUUUGGUGCUUCACCAACCUUCCAAAAGCAAUCCGGGUUUGGUAGUCCUCCCUCAUUUGGAGGUCCGCCCGCCCCAUCAUUCGGAACAGCCCCCAGUUUUGGAGGGUCCCCUACUUUCGGAACGGCCGCUACAUUUGGGAGUCCCGAGAAAGUGUUUGGGGCCCAGACUGGUAACACAUUUGGAUCGUCCGCAAGCCAACCAAAUACUGGUUUUGGGAAUUUGGCGAACCAAAACACCAUUGGAUUUGGAAAUUUGGCGCAGCAAGCAAGCAAUCAAAGUUCAUUACCAUUUUCUAGCGGGAGUUCUUCAUUCUCAAGUUGGCGAUGA
Messenger RNA from Cylas formicarius (sweet potato weevil), 5599 nucleotides. It is a transcript of the gene Nup214, whose product is annotated as nuclear pore complex protein Nup214. The record is from RefSeq and is a predicted model, not a curated record. Gene Ontology annotation, biological process: protein import into nucleus; RNA export from nucleus. Gene Ontology annotation, molecular function: structural constituent of nuclear pore; protein binding. The transcript is spliced from 8 exons. Gene Ontology annotation, cellular component: nuclear pore. NCBI's taxonomy places the organism in Eukaryota, Metazoa, Arthropoda, Insecta, Coleoptera, Brentidae. The coding region runs from base 104 to 5599 and encodes 1831 amino acids.